Rana temporaria (common frog) is the source of this 4764-nucleotide messenger RNA. RefSeq names its product high mobility group AT-hook 2 (gene HMGA2). Lineage: Eukaryota; Metazoa; Chordata; Amphibia; Anura; Ranidae. Gene Ontology annotation, cellular component: nucleus; chromatin. The record is from RefSeq and is a predicted model, not a curated record. Gene Ontology annotation, biological process: regulation of DNA-templated transcription. The coding region runs from base 417 to 707 and encodes 96 amino acids. Gene Ontology annotation, molecular function: transcription coregulator activity; DNA binding. The transcript has 6 exons.
UUUUCUAGCCAUCCCACUGUAAUCCGUGGGCCGUCCUUCUAUCACAUGCCCUACUCACACAAACACAAGCCCUCCCUUAACCCCCAAAUCACACACACGUGUGGGCAUCCCGCAAUACUUAUACGUGCAGCGCUAAGUGGAAGUGUAGGAAAGUGGUGUCACCAGUUUCCAUCCUGUGACCUGAACUGUCCCAAUCAUCAGAUCCCAUAGCAGUGUCAUUGAUCGGCGGCUGAGUGUUCUGUGUCUAGUGAAAGCCCCCCGUGCUCAGUCCAUACAUACAGAUCCCCCCGAUCUCCUCCUCUCCCUUCUCUGGCAGCAGCAGGACGUCCGGUGCGGCGGCGGCAGCGGCUCCUCGCGUGGAUCCCUCAAGGUGCAGCAGAGAGAGCACAUCGCUGGGCUGUGAGGACUCAGUCACCAUGAGCUCAAGGGAAAGUGCCCGCCAAUCCACCUCCGUGGAGCAGCCUGCAUCCCCCGAAGAGUCACCGAAGAGGGCACGAGGGAGACCCCGGAAACCGCAAAAAGAGCCAGCAACUGGAGAGCCUUCUCCUAAAAGACCCAGAGGAAGACCUAAGGGGAGCAAAAACAAAGGUCCUUCAAAAUCUGCACAAAAGAAAGAAGAGGGUAGUGGCGAAAAACGUCCAAGAGGACGCCCCAGAAAAUGGCCACAACAAGAGAAAAAAUCUAGUCAGAAGUGGAAGGCUAGGUAGACAUUUAAGCAAGUAAAAAGAAAGAAACUGAAGAGGCCUCCUCACACGAAUCUGAAGAGGACUAGACAACCGCCAACAUGAAUUUCUACCUCAGACAGCAGUUUUUCUUAGAUUCAGAUUCAGUCCCUUCAACUUUUCUGGAUCUUGGAAAUAAAAAGACGCUGCUUUGACCACUUAAUUUGUACUACCCCCAUCUCUCCACUUGUUGCCUAUUAGGCAGAAUUCAAAAAUGAUUCAACCUCUCCAAAAACGUCUUCAUUACUUUAUUUCUAAUCCUUUUCACUGUCCCAGGUUUAGUUCUAAAAUACUGCUGUAAGACAGGGGAUACAGAUAAAUGCUGUUUUUAUCUUUAACUUACUAAUUAAUAACGCUGUUGAGAAAAGAUGUGUGGGUCAAACAUUCUUGAAUCAGGUUUUAGUCAUUGUCACUCACUGCACUGCAUACACAUAAGGACAAAAUGGGCAUUGAAAUGGGCAAAGCUUGGUGUGCAAAGAUGAGUAUUUCACACCAGCUAAAACCCAAACUUGACAAAACUCCCUUAGAACACCAAAGAUGAGGGAUUUUUUUCCCCCAAAGCUUCUUGUAGAUCUUUACUUUUUGCUUAGUAGCUUCAUAUGUUUCUGUAAGGAAGCAACAUGCGUAAAACCUGUGUUUCUAAACAAAAUGGUCCUACCAUAUGGUUUAUGACAAAAAAAACGUCAUUACAUAUUCAGUACAAGCUGAAAAAUUAUAAUUUACCCUAAUGGCCAUUUUUCAUUAAAAAGAAAUGGGCAAAAAAAGGAUCCUUGAGCAGUCAUAUACUUUUGUUGUUGGGCUUGAACCUCAUAAAGGUUUUGUCAUUUUAAUACUAAAGGCGCUUUAAUGCUUGCGAGGUAUCAAUUUUUGAAGGGAAUGGGCACAGAUAUUUUUCUAAAUAUAUUUGAGUGUUUAUAUCUUAUAAAUUCCAAUAUUAGGGUUAUUUAAUGGCCACAAAAUACAAUGAUUGCUCAUAUUUAGAAUUUUUAGAGUUCAGGAUUCUCUGAUUUUUAAUAUACAUGUUCUUCAUAAUACAUCACUAUAAUGGAAACCAAAGUGCAAAUUUCAGCACUCCACACAACUGUUGACACUUGUUGCCAAGUAUGACCUUGAAAAUGUUGUUAUAAGUAUCCUAUUUACUAUCUGAAAAUCGUGUUAUAAGUAUCCAACUUACUAUCUUUGUUUUAGUAUAUUGGCGCGAGAUUGUUUUUUUUUCUUUUUUACAAUUUAACCACCUUUACUAAUAUCCAUCACAUUACAAUUAGCUAUACAAAAUCCCUCACCUUGCCAAGCAUUAUGGGUGUAGCGUUCUGCAGAUAAGGUAGAGGGACUAUUAAUUUGUCUUUUAAAAAGACAAUGCAUUUACAUGUUUAUUUCUGGUUCAUCAAGUAGGUCUCCGAUAAGCAGUACGAAUCAGAAAAUUGAGAAUAAGCUAUGCUGAUGAAUUUACUUAUCUUGGAAGGCAGGGUGGGUGAGGGCAACACAACCAGGUUUAUUUAUCAAUGUUUUCCGCCCAGGAUUCAAACAUUUUUUUUCUAAUUAAAAGGAUGAUAAAGCUGUGAAUUUUAGGUGAAAACAUUUAUAAAUAGACCAAAAAGUCUUAUGCUAUCUUUUUAUGGCUCUGACUGGUGAUAUAAGGAUUGGUCUUCCUGUAACACUAAUUGAAUGUUUCCAAACACAUAACAUUUGAAAGCCUAUUGGUUAAGAAAAAAAAGAUCUUUUGAAUUUGCCCUACUAAAAGGAGACUCGUUUGUCCCGUUGUUAUAGAUUAAGCAGAAUUCUGUAGGAACAAAUUGGGAGAUGUUGUUAUUUUUUGUUUAUGGUUGAAAAUGCUUGAAUAAUAGACUACAAUAUACAGGUAAAAUUGCUUAGUAAAUCUGCAAUUCUACCAAGAUCUGGACCUCAGCAAAGCUAAUAACACAGCAGAAGCUUUACUUAUUUUAUAUGUUGACCAUUAAUGUUUGGUUAAAUAAGUCUUAAAUCUUGUUGUAAUGAUCACUUAAAGCAGAACUAAACUCUACGUUCCCUUACAGCCAUGGAAGCUGCUGUCCUAGCCCUUGCUGCUAUGGUGCUGCACUCAUGAUCAGCUAUGAUACCAGCCAUUUGAGAGCUGACAUAAGUACACUAGUAACUACAACAGUUAUCAUUCAAGGCAUGCCUUAGAUAUAACUGUUUUGGGAAACUGUUUAAUUGGGGGUUUAGUUCCCCUUUAAAUGAGAUUUCAACCUCCAGUGUCUUGGUCCACUGGUGGAAUGUAAUUUAAUAUCUUUUGGCUGUGAAAUAUUCAAAUUUAACCCUCUGAAUUACUCCAUGAAAUUAAUAAUUCAGAAGGUGAGGUUUCUACCUAGUUUAUUGAAUCUCUGUGCAACAGUAAAAGAAGCCUCAGAAAGAACCAAGGGGGGAGUAUUAUGCCUCACAGGUUUUAUAGCAUGAAACCCCUUAAGUGAAUAACAUGUCUUUGUUAACCUUCUGGAAAAAAAUUUAAAAUGCAAACUGAAUCGUCUUUAACCAAAAGUACUGCAAAUGCGUGCAUCAUUUUUAGUAAAGAUUCUUUCUUUUUUGACAAACAUCCAAGAUGACAAAAGGAAACCCCAUACAACAAUUUAGUAAGUUAUGUAUUUUCAUAAUUUAGUCCAAUGUAAAAAUGUAUGGUUUAACUUUCAGGGUCAUGUAUUAAAAAGGAUGUGCCUAUCACAUGCCGAUGCUUGGCAAGCAACAUUUAUACCCUUCACUUCUCAUGACUACCUCUGAAUUUUACAGAUCCCUACAGCCUAAAGACUUAAUGCUGCUAUACUCUGCUAUACAUUACAGAAAAUGUUAAUAGUACAGUUAGUUAUCCCUUUUUAUCAGUUUGUCUACCUAAACACCUUAAUACAGUUAUGCAAAAAAUCUUUGUUUAGCAAUAACAUUUUGUUCCUUUCAACUUCGUAUUUGGAUCUCUGUAUAUUGAACUGUUAACUUGAAUAUAUUUUUGUACUGAAUUCUUUUUAAGGUUUUUAAGGAGAAUAUUUCUGAUUUUACACAAUACAAAUGUUAAGCCUUUUGUUGAAAUAUUACUGUCCAUAUAUUUACCUCAGAUUUGUAUUGUUAAAAGAGAAUGGACUCAUUUACAAAAACAACAGUACCUCCAGACAUCAGAUACUAUUAAAAUAUUCAUACUUUUAGGACUGCAAUUUUUCCCUCACCAUUGUAUUUCUGUAGGACUUCAUACGAAGUAAAUACACAUAUAGGUCUGUGUUUAUUGCAAUGGAACCCAGACUAAAUAAAAUGUUAUCCCUGCUGGAGAAAUUUCUGCAACAGUGCAGGGUUUCAUUAUGUCACAUAGCUUUAAUUGUGCUACGUUGAUUGACUGAGACCCACUGGAGGUCUAAAAUAGGGCAAAAAAAAAACACACACCUUGCCCAUGGAGAUCACUGUUGGGCCUCCUUUUUAUUUACUGUUCACAAUGCAAUGCAACUGCACUGCUGGCAAACAAAUUCCACUUUAGUCUGACUUUUGAAAAUAAGCCUCAUUUAAUGUCACUGGUUGCACUGCAAUACUAGGUUUCACCACCUUGAUGGUUAAAAUUAGGGUGGGUGAGCUCUUCAGAGGGGGGCCUCCAGCAAAAUAAAAAUGUUGCUUCACCCUGUAGAAUUCCUACUACUUUUCAGUUACUAUGAGUUGAGAACAAUGUAAUUUCAUAGCACUCAUAAGCAUGGACCUCAAUGCCUUCUAACAAAAACCUUCAAAGAAACUUGAAGCUUUGUAGGCGGGAAGAUGCAAGCUUUGCUUUUGCAUAAUGCAAUCAUAAGUAUGUGUUUAAUGUAGUGGAUUGAAUUGUAUUUUCAUGUAUUUUACACAAAUGUGAUUUUCUUUUAUAUUGAGUUGCAUUAAGAUGUAUUUUGAGUUCUCAAGUAGAAUUUUAUUCUCUGUUUAGCCAGUAUUUACAAGUUCUUAACAUUGUAUUAAUAACUGGGCCAGAGAGAGAGUUCCUUGGGGGUGCUUAUAAGUGCCUGGUUUGGUAAACAUGGACACAAAUAAAGCUGUAUUGCAUGUGACAGAA